Strongylus vulgaris is the source of this 771-nucleotide messenger RNA. NCBI's taxonomy places the organism in Eukaryota, Metazoa, Nematoda, Chromadorea, Rhabditida, Strongylidae. The record is from the annotation of a GenBank genome assembly.
CUGUUCAAUUCUUUAUAUCUUCUUCAGACACCAUGCCCACGCGUUACAGCGGGAAGAACGGUGAACUUUGGCGGCGAGGCUUUUAGCAUCCUUGAUUUGAUUGGUCAGGGAGGAUUUGCUAAAGUUUAUAAAUGCACAAAUGAAGAGGGAAAGACUUUGGCACUUAAGUAUGAAAUCCCUUCAUGUCCAUGGGAGGUGUAUAUAUGCUCUGAGGUAAAAAUGCGCGUGGACCGUUCCAAACAGUUCAUGUUAGAUAGUGUCAUGGAGGUGACAGAGGCAUACGUGUUCAACAAUGCAUCAGUCCUUUUCAACGAGUACCAUCCUUACGGAACUCUUUUGGAUCUCUCAAACAAAUGGAUUGAUCCAAGCUGGUACAUUGUUGCGUUAGUAGGAAUCCAAAUGGCAAGAAUCCUUCGUGAAUUACAUGCUGUGAACAUCAUUCAUGGAGACAUCAAACCUGAUAAUUUUAUGAUUCUUAGGAAGCUGAGCGAAUGUCAUGACGACAUUGAGCAAAUUCUUGCGACACCCAUAUUGAAGCUGAUAGACUGGGGUCGCGCAAUCGACAUGCGUGUUUUAGCUGGGCACACUUUCACUGGACGUGCGGGUACCGACAAAUUUGACUGCUCUGAGAUGCUGGACGGGCGACCGUGGACAUAUCAGACUGACUACUUCGGCUACGUGGGAACGCUGCAUGUCCUCAUACAAAGCAAGUACGCCGACAUCUCUAAGAAAAACGGCAUAUUCAAAGUCAACAGUUCUAUGAAACGGUGA